Lithohypha guttulata is the source of this 285-nucleotide messenger RNA. RefSeq lists its product as uncharacterized. The record is from RefSeq and is a predicted model, not a curated record. NCBI's taxonomy places the organism in Eukaryota, Fungi, Ascomycota, Eurotiomycetes, Chaetothyriales, Trichomeriaceae. The transcript has a single exon. The coding region runs from base 1 to 285 and encodes 94 amino acids.
AUGACCAACUCCCAAGACAACGGAGUCACCGGCGCCGCGAAAUUCGUCACCUCGACUCUCGGAAACACGGUCGGCGGCCUCUCUCGCACUGUCGGAGGUGUAACAGGUGCAGCCACGCGAGGAAUUGGUGACACCAUCGCAGGCGCAACGGGGUCAAUGGGCAAGCCUGUUGGUGAUGCUCUUGCCAAUGCCGGAACGGGUCUCGAGAAUGGCUCGAGGGAUGUCGCGAGAGGAGUGGAAGACGCCGGGAACUGGAAGAGCGGUGGCACUAGUCGAAAGUUCUAG